This is a messenger RNA of Rhipicephalus sanguineus (brown dog tick), 2581 nucleotides long. RefSeq names its product adiponectin receptor protein. The record is from RefSeq and is a predicted model, not a curated record. Gene Ontology annotation, cellular component: plasma membrane. NCBI's taxonomy places the organism in Eukaryota, Metazoa, Arthropoda, Arachnida, Ixodida, Ixodidae. Gene Ontology annotation, biological process: adiponectin-activated signaling pathway. Gene Ontology annotation, molecular function: signaling receptor activity. The transcript has 3 exons. Bases 1 to 1587 code for a protein of 528 amino acids.
AUGAAACAGAAACCUUCUUCACCAAAGAUCCACCUCUCCUCAGAUGGCAGCAAGUUCGUGGAGUUCGGCAUCGUCCGACAGGGACGAUGCGGUGCGCCCGAGGUGCACCUGCGGUGCCGCAUCACGGCCACGUCGCGACUCUCGCCUCGCGACAGCAAGACGGUGUCCAAGGUCCCCAGCAAGGUCGACGAUGGCGAACGCUGCUGUCACGACGUCGCGUUCGAGGAGCCGGCUAUUGUGGCAGGACCCGUGGCCGGACCCACCGACCUCAAGUGCCGCCCGCCGAAGAGUCGAGGGUUGAAGACCUGCUUCCCGAGGAGGACGAAGGAGUCCUGUCCGACCUUCCCGACCAGGUGCCCGUGGAAGAGAAAGUGCUCGAGUGGGCGGAAGGCGUGCUUCGGAGCGGCCUUCCGGACAUCCAGGUGUCCCCUCCGGACAGCGACGGAGGCUCAGACGCGGACGACGAGUGCGACUGAUGACGAGGAAGAAGAUGGCAGUUCCGGUUUCUUCAGCGACGAGCUGAGCGAGACGGACGUCGACUCAGUCCUCUCUACCAGCGACAAACAGAUUCAGUGCAGCUUGGGUCGCUACACGCUGAGCCAAGCACAGCGCCGGGAACGAACCAGGCUGACGCUCGUUUCGCACUCGGAACUUCCGGAGUGGCUGAAGAACAACGAGUACCUCGUGAGGUACCACAGGCCUCCGCUGUACAGCUGGCGUGCGUGUGCGCGCUCCAUCUUCAGCCUGCAUACCGAAAGCGGAAACAUCUGGACGCACCUUCUCGGUGCCUUGGGUUUCCUAGCGCUGGGCGUUCACUUUUUCCGGUCUGAUGUUCUCGCCCUGGACUGGGCGGGUUGUCUCGCUUUCGGCAUCUACUUCGCCGGGGCUGCCUUGUGCCUCACUCUUUCGACGACGUACCACACGUUCAACUGCCACUCCGCGAAAGUGGGAAAGUUCUUCUGCAAGAUGGACUAUUUCGGCAUCACGGUGCUCAUUCUGGGCUCCUUCUAUCCGUGGCUCUACUUCCAGUUCCUCUGUGAGCCCCUCAAGCGGCUAGUCUACGGUCUCCUAGUGACUGCUUCCGGUCUGUUGACCAUGCGCGUAUCUUUGUCGCACAAGUUUGGCGAAGCGCGAUAUCGCGCCCUUCGGGCUGGAAUCUUCUUCAGCUUCGCCCUAGUGUGCGGCGUCCUCCCGUCUGCGCACUACGGGAUCCAGCACGGCUGGAACGACCUCAUGUACAAGAGUUCCUUCGUGUACAUCCUGCUCAUGGUGGCCAUCUACGUGAGCGGUUGUUGCGUCUACGCGAGCCGCGUUCCUGAGCGAUUCUUUCCCUGGACGCUGCGACCUGGCCUUCCAGAGUCACCAGAUCUUCCACGUGCUCGUGCUUAUGGGUGCCCUGGCGCACUACUAUGGACUUUCGAGGCUGGCCACUCUCAGGAUGUCUCAGGGUUCCUGCCCAGUGGGACAGACCGACUCUCUGCUGCACAGCUUGGCGCUUGUAUGAAGCAAGGCCAAUACAACAGGAGAAGAAACGAGUCUGACCUAGAUUUUUCAGACUUGGACCGUCAGGCUUUCCUUCCGGACUAGCUGGCGGGCCGACGUCGUCUCUGAUGUAGCGUCACAGAUCGCACGUCGCUUGCGACGGCGUGCGCGGCAUCGAAGAGUCGAGUUUUCUUCGCAGCAGCGGCUCGAAGCCGCAGCUUGUGCCCAAGGUGCGGGGCGUCGUCCUUCCACCACUCCUCGGUCACGGGUCACGACGACUGCAAGACUGAGGAGGCGACCGAGGAGGAAUCCAGCCGCAGAGCCAUGGCGUUGCUCACGUUCGUCCCCGAAUUCUCGCGAGACUGAGAAUCAAGAACGUCCUUCCCCGUAUUGGUCAACGCAAGAGUGUAACGCCGUGGUGACACCGCCACGCCCAGAGCCGGGCAAUGAAAUAUCACGUGAUAGCUUUGAAAGGAUGGGCGCGAAGAGGUAGCGUUCCUAAACAUCCUUCGCUGUCGCAACCUUCGGGUCUCCAAGCACAAGUAGCUGCAACAUCGCUGACGACAUCGCGAGCUGCGACGCUUGUAAACGAAAUAUCGAAAUAGAUGGAAGAUACGUUGUACAUAAACAAACUUAUGCGUAGUUCGAAACGAUGUCCACGCCCAUGGAAUUUCGUCCGCGUAGACCGACAAGUCAGAAGAUGCGCUUAUAUUCUUCACUUGGCGACGCCGCUGUACAAGAGAUCCUCUUUGUACCCACUGCCAGCGGACACACCCGUGAAGCUGCAUCAUCUAGUUCCCUCCUUCCAGCCAUAUAUACAAGCUCAGCGGCGUGUGGCCGAGUGUUCCAGUCAUUAUAUGCCUCUUGCCGGAUUUACGUCGCUUUUUUAAUUAACCGAGACGCGAUGUACAUAUGUGAGCAUAUAUUCACGGCAUUUUUUAUGGCCGUGUCAUCCAUUCUAGAGCACAAAUUAAUAAAUUAACGAAAUGUAUAUAUAUUUUUUGCUCGUACUCGGCGUAUAUAUAUGUAGAAGUUGUAGGUACACCGUACUCUUUUACUCGCUGCGCCGGUUGGCGCCUAAUAAAAGAUAUUUUCCUCG